Messenger RNA from Syngnathus acus (greater pipefish), 1399 nucleotides. RefSeq names its product RAB32a, member RAS oncogene family (gene rab32a). The record is from RefSeq and is a predicted model, not a curated record. Gene Ontology annotation, biological process: vesicle-mediated transport. Bases 148 to 801 code for a protein of 217 amino acids. Lineage: Eukaryota; Metazoa; Chordata; Actinopteri; Syngnathiformes; Syngnathidae. Gene Ontology annotation, cellular component: Golgi apparatus; trans-Golgi network; vesicle. Gene Ontology annotation, molecular function: GTP binding; GTPase activity. The transcript has 3 exons.
CAGCCCGGUCCGUGACAGCCCACUUUUCUUUUCCCCCCUCUCGUGCGCGAGGACGAACUCAUGACACACACACGCAAAACCACGCACAUACACCCAGGCACACACAGAUUCCAAUAAAAGUUUAGCUCAAGCGUAGGACUGUCGUUGAUGCAGGCGAGCAUGGCCGGCGGUUCGGUGUCGGAGUGCAAGGAGUACUUGUUCAAAGUGCUGGUGAUCGGGGAAUUGGGCGUGGGCAAGACGAGCAUCAUCAAGCGGUACGUGCACCAGCUCUUCUCCCAGCACUACCGAGCCACCAUCGGUGUGGACUUCGCUCUCAAGGUCCUCAAUUGGGACAGCAAGACGCUCGUCCGGCUGCAGCUUUGGGACAUUGCAGGUCAGGAACGCUUUGGAAACAUGACGCGGGUGUACUACAAGGAGGCGGUGGGGGCCUUUGUGGUUUUCGACGUGACCAGGGGCUCCACGUUCGAGGCCGUGUCCAAGUGGAAGCACGACUUGGACAGCAAGGUGAAGCUGGCCAACGGCAGCCCCAUCCCCUCAGUACUGCUGGCCAACAAGUGCGACCAGAAGAUAGAGGGAUAUAACAACACGACGCUGAUGGACAAUUUCUGCAAGGAGACGGGCUUCCUGGGCUGGUUCGAGACAUCGGCCAAGGACAAUAUCAAUGUGGACGAGGCGGCCAAAUUCCUGGUGGAGAACAUCUUGGCCAAUGACAAGGGCUUGCCGUACGAGGAGAGCAACGGAGACCGCAUCAAACUGGACCAGGAGACUGUGGCGGCGGAGAGCAAACCGGGCUGUUGCUAACACUCGGCGCACACUAACGGGAACACAGUUCCGCCACGCUGCCCCCAAGCUGGGGCGGGAAUGCUUUCGGAAAGCUCCAGGAGAUUUAAUGGUUUAAUUUUUUUGAUAUCUUGAUGGUCCCCAAAUAGCUUCUGAGUCUCUAUCUUCAAACCACUUUACUGUUUAUUCCACCAUUAACAAUUGAUCCUAGCCUCUAAAUACUUGAAGUUGGCUCAUCCAUUGGCUCUGGACUUUACCUGACGACAAGGGCUGGGGCUAUUUUUUGAUUAUUAUGAUGAUUACGUUAGACAACCGGCAGAGCCAUGCUGCCUUUUAUUUGUGUUUGUGUUUGUGUGUGAAUCACUUCAGUUUUGAGUGUUUUCCACUCUGUACGCAGAAGGGCUAUAAAGCCCUUUUUUUAAAGUAUUUUACAUUGCACUCUUGUUUAUGUCGCUCUGCAUUCGAUUUUACUACUGCGCCACAGUUAAGCAUUAACACUGUUAUUGUGCUGUUUGUAUAGCUGUAAAAGUGAUUUGUACAGCAGUUCUGACAUAUUUUGCUGUAUUUGCCGCCCAAAAAAUGCCUAUGCAAUUGAAUAAAUAGAUCCUCACUCCAACAA